AUGGCAUCUACUUCCACUUCCACAGCCCAGUAUCCGCUGGUAAAGCUGCCCCAUCCUUUUCUGACUGCAUACCGCGUGCGCACCAUUGCCGAUUCGACACCGGCCAGACUCUGUCUGACGUUGCACGAUCAGCCCGCGGCCGGCCGAUCCCCUCCUCAACCGCUACACCUGAACUCUCUCUCAUGGCUGGAACUAUCCCUGCCUUCUCCAGAGGAGCGUCCUCCUCCCAGCAACAACACUGCCUGGGCGCGAGCACGUCGCGCACCUAAAACCACCUUCCAAUGGACAGACAACACUCCCCCAACGCUGGGACAGAUCUGGAAUGUCGUCCACGCCAUAUACCUCGCCCACCCCACCCACGAAUACUUCAGCCUGGCUCUGCUGGGCGCCGGACAAGACAUUCUUCGCAGCGAGCUGUUGUCCACAGGCCUGGGCAUUGAGCAUCCCGCUGCAACCCGUCCUGACGACCGCGCGAUCGCACCGUCCACCGAUCUCCUCAUCCUCCGCAGUUCCUUCUGGCAAGGUGCGGCAUCCCCGAUGGGCCCUCGUCCCAUCUGGGUGGUAGGCGAUGGCACCGACGGACCUCUGCGCGAGCCCUUGUCACAAUACCCAGCCAUGCCUGAAAACUACCACUUCACACAAAAGUUCCCCGAAGAGCCGGUGUAUGCCCGUCAUCCCAUCCGGCGUCCCAAGCCGGCUCCCGGCUCCAUCGCCUACAGUCGCUAUAUCCCCGAGCUGGACGAGCACUUUUCCCUCGAAGUGGUGAACUGGCAAGACCAGGAACACUUGGAGCUCUUCAACAAGUGGCAGAACGACCCGCGCGUAGCCAAGGGAUGGAACGAGACGGGCACAUUGGACCAACAUCGCGAGUACCUUCGUCGACUGCAUGUCGAUCCGCAUGUGCUGUGUUUGUUUGGUCGCUUCAACGAGACGCGAUUCUCAUAUUAUGAACUGUACUGGGCCAAGGAGGAUCACUAUGGCGCGCAUUACGAUGCGGGUGACUACGACCGCGGGCGGCAUUCACUGGUGGGCGACGCCUCCUUCCGAGGAGCGAAGCGCGUCAACGCGUGGUAUUCGAGUUGCAUUCAUUACUGCUUCCUGGAUGACCCCCGGACGGUGAACGUGGUGGGAGAGCCACGGGCAACCGGAGCGACGAUUCUGUCGUAUGAGAACGCGCAGGGGCUGGUGAUCGGCAAAUACGUGGACCUGGGCCACAAACGGUCGGUGCAUUCCAUCAGUAGCCGGGAGAAAUGGUUCCAGCUGUGUCCGGUGUUCUGGGAUGGGCGCGAGCGGCCGUUGGAGUCGGCCGACCGCGCGGCGUGGAACGCUAAGUUCGCUGGCUCCGACCACCACUGCAGACCUCGGCCCCUCCUUGUCGCCAUGAAGCUCUUCCAGAAGCUGGCGGGUUAUCCCCGUUUGCUGCUGGCCGGCAACCCCUCCAAGUUCGACUUGGCUACCUUGGCUUCUGCUGUCGUGUGUGCCAUUGGUUCCGGUGUCCCCUUUCCCAUCAUCGCCAUCGUCUUCGGUAAGCUUCUCGACGACUUCAACGAUGUCACCUGCAGUGAAUCCGACGGCUCGAGUGACUCCUCCGAUCAAAGCAACAUCAACAGCGAGAUCCUUCUGAUUGUGUAUCUGGCCAUCGCCCAGUUCGUCCUCAUCUAUGGCCAUCUCACCUGCUGGACCAUGUACGGUGCUCGUCUGUCCCAGCGCCUGCGCGAACGCUACCUGCAGAACCUCCUCCGUCAGGAACCGUCCUUUUUUGAUAACCUGCCUCCGGGUGAGGUGGCUUCCCGACUGAGCGCCGAUAUUCAGACCAUUCGCUCCGGAACCUCUGAGAAAGUCGGCAUCGUGCUGGCCAGUAUCUCCUUUUUCGUCACCGCAUAUAUCGUGUCGUUUAUUAAGGACUGGGAGUUGGCUGCCAUUCUCUUGUCCUUGAUCCCUGCCUAUUUCCUGAUGUCGUUUGUGGGAAGUCACUAUAUUGAGAAAUACUCGAGCGUCAUGUCGGAUUAUGCUGCGAGUGCGGCAUCUAUUGCGUCGGAGGCGUUGUCCAAUAUCGUCGUGGUGCAGGCCUUUGGUGCCAACACCCGUCUGGAGAACAAGUUUGCUGGUGCGCUCAAGUCGGCCGAGCAGGAGGGCUUGAAGAAGGCGACGGCCGUGGGCAUCCAGUCUGGUUUCUUGUACUUUAUCGCCUACUCGGCCAACGGUCUGGCCUUCUGGCAAGGAAGUAGACGCAUUGCCGAUGCCGUGAAUGACAGCACUAGUGGUGUCACCGUGGGUGCUACUUUCACUGUCAUCUUUGUCUUGAUUGAGGCCACCCUGCUACUCAGCCAGGUCGCACCGUUCCUCCACCUGUUUGUCGCCGCUACUGCCUCGUUCGAGAAGCUGCGUGAUGAUAUCACUCGCCAGCCCCAGAUCGACAGCACGACCGAGGAGGGUAUUCGUCUUUCUCAGGCCGGUGGCUUCGAGUUCAACAAUGUCACCUUCAACUACCCUUCCCGCCCAGAGGUCACUGUCCUCGACCAGAUCAGCCUUUCUAUCCCUGCCAACAAGCACACGGCCCUCGUCGGUCUGUCGGGAAGUGGCAAGUCCACCAUUGCCGGCCUGGUGACUCGGUUGUAUGACCCUGUGGACGGACAAAUCCUCUUUGAUGGCCACGACCUCCGGGAGGUCAACGUCCGUGACCUGCGAAGCUUCCUCAGUCUGGUGCAACAGGAGCCCUCGCUGCUGGACCGCUCGCUGCUGGAAAACAUUGCCCAUGGCUUGAUGAACUCGAGCAACCCAAACCACGAACGCCUCAAGAUGGCACUGCUUACUUCCGACCUGGCUGACGUUGCAAGCGAUGUCCGGGAGGGCCACAGUCUCAUGGCUGCGGCCGAGAAACGGGGUGCCGAGAUUGUCGAAAUCGUCAACAUGGCCCGCCAUGCCGCGACGCUGGCUGAUGCGGAUACCUUCAUCUCAGCCCUACAGCAUGGAUACGGUACGAUGGUUGGCUCUAGCGGUCGCCUUAUCAGUGGUGGUCAGAAGCAACAUCCUGCCGUCCUCAUCCUGGACGAAGCCACGGCCUCCCUGGAUUCCCGCAGUGAGCAGCGCAUCCAGCGGGCCAUCAACAACAUCGCCAGCGGCAGAACCAUGAUCACCAUUGCGCAUCGUCUGUCGACCAUCACCAGUGCGGACAACAUCAUCGUCAUGUCCAAGGGCCACAUCGUCGAGCAGGGAAGUCAUGCCGAACUGAUGGCUAAGGAGGGUGCGUACGCCGACCUGGUCAAGCUGCAGACGCUGGGAUCCACCUCUGCGAAGAACGAAACCACCGCCAGCGUCGACAGCAUCAGCAAGUCGGAUGACACCUCCUUGACCGAGGCAGAGAACGAAAAGGUCAGUCUCUCCAACGAGGUCCUCGAGAAGACCGAGGAGACCAAGGUCUCGGAGACCGAAGCCCCGGCCGACUCUGCCGAAGAGGAAGAACCAGAGACUCCGAAGAAGUCCCUGUGGGCUCUGGUCAAAGGAUAUGCCCCUGCUCUGCGACCUCACCUCCUGUAUAUUGUUCUCGCCCUCAUUGGAGCCACCAUUGUCGGUGGAGCCUUCUCUGGUGAGGCUGUCAUCUUCGGUAACACGGUUGGUAGCUUGAACGCCUGCAAUGGCGCCGCCAGCAUUCGCAAUCGCGGUGACUUUUACGGUCUCAUGUUCUUCAUCCUUGCCAUUAUCGAGUUCUUCGCCAACGUGGUGAGCUGGGCUGGAUUUGGCUGGGUGUCGGAAAAGAUCGUGUACACCGUCCGGGUGCUCUCCUUCCGGUCUCUAUUUGAGCAAGACCUCCAAUGGCACCAGUCCAACGGCCGCAGCCCUGCUCUGUUGCUGUCCUACAUCACCCGUGACGGUAAUGCUCUGGCUGGACUGAGCGGCUCCGUUGUCGGCACGCUCUUCUCCAUCACCGUCAAUCUCAUCGCAGCUAUCAUCCUCACCCACAUCAUCGCAUGGAAGAUCGCCCUGGUCUGCCUAGCCCUCGUCCCAUUGCUCCUCGGUGCUGGCCUCAUGGAACUCCGCGUGCUCGGCAAGUUUGAAGAAAAGCACGAAAACGCCUACACCCAGUCCAUCAACAUUGGCGUGGAGGCCAUCACCUCCAUCAAGACCAUCGCCGCGCUCUCCAUCGAAAACGACAUCCUCCAAACCUACCGUGCCUCCCUCGCCGGACCACGCAAGGAAACCCUCCAAGUAACCCUACAAGCCAGUCUCUGGCAAUCCAUGACCUACUUCCUCGGCAAUCUGGUCAACGCACUAGCCUACUGGUGGGGCGCCAAACAGAUCGUCGCCGGCACCUACACCCAAACCCAAUUCCUCAUCGUCGUCUUCUCCCUCCUGGUCAGCGCACUCCUCUGGAGUCAAAUGUUCGCCCUCGCCCCCGAACUCUCCAGCGCACGUGGCGCCAUGGCCCGCAUCCUGGGACUCAUCGAAAUCGGCUCCGACAAAAUGCAAGGCCGAGUCCCUACCCACACCUCCUCCUCUGACCCUGAAUCCACCACCACCAUCGAACCCAAACCCACCACCCCAGCCAGCAUCCAACUCCGCGACGUCCACUUCGCCUACCCCGCGCGCCCCGACAUCCAAGUCCUCAAGGGCCUCACCCUCGACAUCCAACCCGGCAAAUUCUGCGCCCUCGUCGGCCCCUCCGGCGCCGGCAAAUCCACCAUCAUCUCCCUCAUCGAACGCCUCUACACCCCGUCCUCGGGCAGCAUCUCCAUCGACCACGCGGACCUGAAAUCCCGCGCCCCCAGCUUCCGCGACACCAUUUCCCUCGUGCCCCAAGAAAGCGUCCUCUUCGAAGGCACCAUCGAAUUCAACAUCGGCCUGGGCGCACCCCCCAACCACACCGCCACGCUCGAAGAAAUCCAAGAAGCGUGCAAGCUCGCCAACAUCCACGAUACCAUCAUGGCCCUACCGGAGGGAUACCAGACGAUGUGUGGACCCAACGGGAACCAGUUCUCGGGUGGUCAGAAGCAGCGGUUAUCAAUUGCACGGGCGUUGGUACGCAAACCCCGCUUGUUGAUUCUGGAUGAGUCGACGAGUGCGUUGGAUGCGGAGAGUGAGCGGUUACUGGAGGAGGGGUUGGAGAGGGCUGCGAAGGGGAUUACGGUUGUGGCGAUUGCGCAUCGACUGAGGACGAUUCGCAAGGCAGAUGUGAUAUGUUUGAUUGAGGCGGGGGCUUGUGUGGAUAAAGGCACGCAUGAGGAGUUGAUGGAGAGGUCGGCGAGUUAUAGGGAGAAUGUGUUGCAUCAGACGGUGGAGUGA
Aspergillus sclerotioniger CBS 115572 is the source of this 5280-nucleotide messenger RNA. RefSeq names its product mating factor A secretion protein STE6-like protein. The coding region runs from base 1 to 5280 and encodes 1759 amino acids. Gene Ontology annotation, biological process: transmembrane transport; siderophore biosynthetic process. The transcript is spliced from 4 exons. Gene Ontology annotation, cellular component: membrane. NCBI's taxonomy places the organism in Eukaryota, Fungi, Ascomycota, Eurotiomycetes, Eurotiales, Aspergillaceae. The record is from RefSeq and is a predicted model, not a curated record. Gene Ontology annotation, molecular function: ABC-type transporter activity; ATP hydrolysis activity; acyltransferase activity.